CUGGGAUUGAAAACCAAAGCAGGAAAUCGUGUGAAAAUCAAUGGACGCUUCCCAACAAAAUUAUCAGAGAUUUCUGGUUAGUUAUGCCCUUACAUUGAUUUAACCUCUUCCUUAAACAUAUCCGUUUAACUGUUGAUCUAUUGUCUAAAUUGGCCAUUUGACCUUUAUUGGUUUUUGUGGAAGGAAAUUGCAGAAAGCAUGGCUGAGUCACCAGGUUCAUCAAGUGAUGAGGAGAAGUUGAUUGGGAAGUGCUGCAAAUCUGAUGCCUUUGAAGAAGAAAGUGUUCGCGAGAUUUUUUUGAGCAAAGUGUUUGGCCUAUUCUUUGGACACCUGAUGGCGGCUCUGGGAAUCGUCCUGCUGGUGUCGGAAAGCGAAGCUUUCCAGUUCUACAUGGCCGCCAGGCCCAAUCUCAUUUGGGCGUCCGUGGCGUCCCCCAUCGUCCUCUUGCUCGUCUACCACUACUUCACCGACGCCCGGCGCACGUGUCCCCUCGACUACCUGGCUCUAGCCGUGUUCACUGUGUCUCUGGGCGUGUCUUGCGGCAUGAUGGCCGCCGUGACUGGCACCGUAGACGCCGGCGUGUGCCUCGGCAUCCUGGCCGCCAUCUUCCUCGUGCUGGCCACCUACGCCAUGUUGGCCAAGUGUGACGUGUCCCUGGUGUCGACUUCCGCCGUGGCAGCAGCCGUGGCUCUGCUGGUCACUGCUCUGGCUGCGGUUUUCAAGCCUGAUUUGUUCAAGACCGUCGGGAAAAUGGCGGGAGUGGCGUUUGUGGAUGCCGUUUUUGUGGUGUAUGUGACUGAUGCCAUGGUGAUGCCCGGAUACGUCUAUGAACUGUGUCCAGAGGAAUACGCUUUUGCCACCAUGAACAUUUAUGUGGAUGUCAUACGGUUCUUUGCUGCUGUUUGGAACACCAUGAUGGACCCUGGAAUGAUUAAAAAUCAAGCCUGCGAAAUUUAUGUCGCCAUGAGAACGGGAGCGGAUAGCUUUUCCUUACGUGCACUCACUCACGCACAACCCCGGCUGACGCGAGUCGAUGCUUCAGUCUACUCAGACUCUGCUGAGCAAUCGGAGCUCUUUCAGUGGACAUCGUUCCCAGAGGGACGGAGCAACCCGGGGAACGUGAUCCAAACAUUAAUUAACAUGUGUUCGAACCUGAAGGGUUUAGGGGUACACAUUUCCGAAUGA
Messenger RNA from Notodromas monacha, 1185 nucleotides. The record is from the annotation of a GenBank genome assembly. Lineage: Eukaryota; Metazoa; Arthropoda; Ostracoda; Podocopida; Cyprididae.